GAAGGGAACAGUCAAACUUUGCAACAAAGUUUUUGCCAGUGUUUAAUUUAUUUCUGUUGUUUGUCUGGUCCGUAUAAGCUUACACUAGUAUGACUUCAACGCUGAGGAAAGCGUACCAUAUCACAGCAUUCAGCUGGUAUGCUUUUGUUGUGAAGAGUCUCGCUGCCAAGGAUGGAGAGGAGUUACCACCAGGAAUCUUUGUUUAUGGAGGACCUUGGAAGUACCUUACUUUUUUGAAUUUGUUAUUACAAAUGUCAUUCUUUGGACUGGCGGCACUGAAUGAUCUACAACCUGGGAAGAAGUCAGAAAGCACUCUGAGCAGAUGUAAAGACCUUCUCUUUUCUGUCUUUGCCUUCCCUGUGGGCAUGUUUGUUGUUCUACUUUUCUGGACGAUCUUUGCCUAUGACAGAGAAUUAGUCUACCCGGCUACUAUUGACACCUUCUUCCCCCCCUGGAUAAAUCAUGCUAUGCACACAUUUGUUCUUCCUGUUUUACUUGGAGAGGUGCUGGUGCAGCCUCACAGCUACCCACAGACUAAACAUGCGCUGGCAGCAUUAGGAGGUGUGGGCUUGGCUUACUUAUUUUGGAUUAUAUGGGUGUAUGUGUCAGUUGGGAUUUGGGUGUAUCCCCUUCUUGCACACUUCAGCUCUCCUGGUUUAGUGGGCUUCUUCUUUUUCAACAUGUUGGUGGUGACAUUGCUCUACGUGCUCGGGGACAAGCUCAACAGCCACGUCUGGAGCAAGGACAUGAACAAAAUGACAGCAAUAACAAAGUAAUUUAGCCUUUCUGCCACAUGAAAAUUGUCAAACAGUAAUCCUUUAAAGCAAGACUGUAACUUUUGAAAGAAGAGGUUACACGUUCUUUUUCUUUAAUAU
This is a messenger RNA of Epinephelus moara (kelp grouper), 875 nucleotides long. Its product is annotated as androgen-dependent TFPI-regulating protein. Bases 90 to 776 code for a protein of 228 amino acids. Lineage: Eukaryota; Metazoa; Chordata; Actinopteri; Perciformes; Serranidae. Gene Ontology annotation, cellular component: endomembrane system; membrane. The record is from RefSeq and is a predicted model, not a curated record. The transcript is spliced from 6 exons.